AUGACUCGCUCUGUGUUGGCUUUGUUCUUUGCUUUGUUGGUCACAGUAUUGUCCCUCACGAGCUCCUCCUAUGCUGCUCCUCCAACCUGUUCCGAUGCAACUGCUGCUCGAUUACAAGCAUGCUUAGAUCAAGUAGAACGAGAUGAAAGUGCUUUACCCGGCGGCCCUUGUUCUUCUUCUGAUUGGCGUUGCAUUUGCACUAAACAACAAGGUAUGGCAGAUUGUUUCGCUGUCUGUCCUUCUCAAGUCCCUGCAGAUACGGCCAAUUUCGAUAAAAACAAUUGUGCCGGUCAACAUGAUGGAAUCACAAUGAAUGAUUUAGGCGGUGAUUUGAUGUACACUUGGUCUGAUUUGAAUGCUGCUUUGGGAGGUACACCGGACGGCAAUAUUGGAUUCCCUCCAAAUUCAACAUCUUCUCCAACCCAUCCUGUAGUUUCAGGCGGUCCUCCUGGUAACAAAGGUCCAGCAAGCAACGCUGCCAAGAACGCUAUCCCGCCAAGCGCAAGUUCAGGAAAUGUCAUCACAAAUAAUGCAAACCCUGCAACCGUAAAUCCAGCAGCCGUGUCAACGAGCAAUACAAAUCCUGCAAAUACCAGUCCAGCAAGUACCUUUAUAACUAAUGCGAACCCGGCAAGCAAUGCAACCUUACCCACUGUUCCGAGCGGAAAUUCGUCCGUCAAGCAAGCAACAGUAUUCUCUGCACUUCCAGCUUUGAGUGCUUUGGCAAUCGUAGCCAUCACUCUUCCAAUGCUUUUAAUUUGA
Meira miltonrushii is the source of this 762-nucleotide messenger RNA. RefSeq lists its product as uncharacterized. The record is from RefSeq and is a predicted model, not a curated record. The coding region runs from base 1 to 762 and encodes 253 amino acids. NCBI's taxonomy places the organism in Eukaryota, Fungi, Basidiomycota, Exobasidiomycetes, Exobasidiales, Brachybasidiaceae. The transcript has 2 exons.